UUGGAGAAGGACAUCCUCAUUUUUGUCAAGAAGGAGCUGGAGAAACUCCACAAGCUUCUGAGUACAGAUUAUCUAGAAUACUUAGAGCCUUCGAAGGAUGAGGAUGAAGAGCAGAGGAGAAACAGUGAGGCUGUUCUGAACAUCACACUGAACUUCCUGAAGAGGAUGAAUCAGAAGGAUCUGGCUGGGCGUCUGUGGAGCAGGAAUUAUUCUAGAGAUUUUCAGCAUAAACUGAAGUCUAACCUGAAGCAGAAGUUUGAGUGUGUGUUUGAGGGCAUCGCUAAAGCAGGAAACCCCACCCUUUUGAAUCAGAUCUACACAGAGCUCUACAUCACAGAGGGAGGGCCUUCAGAGGUCAACCAGGAACAUGAGGUCAGACACAUGGAAACAGCCUCCAGGACACCAGGCCCAGCAGAGAAAACCAUCACAUGUGAAGACAUGUUUAAAGGCCCAGUUCACACACAUGGACCCAUCAGAACAGUGCUGACAAAGGGAGUGGCUGGCAUCGGGAAAACCAUUCUCACUCAGAAGUUCAGUCUGGACUGGGCUGAAGGCAAAGCCAACCAGGACAUACAGCUGCUGUUCCCGUUCACUUUCAGAACACUCAAUGUGCUGAAGGAGAGAAGCUUCAGCUUGGUGACACUUGUUCAUCACUUUUUUAGUCAAACAGAAGCAGAACUCUUCAGCUUUGAAGACUUCCAGGUGCUUUUCAUCUUAGACGGUCUGGACGAGUACAGACUUCCUCUGGACUUCACCAAAACUGAGGCCCUGACCGACCCCACAGAGUCCGCCUCAGUGCACGUGCUGCUGGUGAACCUCAUCAGGGGGAACCUUCUUCCCUCCGCUCGCCUCUGGAUAACCACACGACCCGCGGCGGCCAGUCAGAUCCCUGCUGAGUGCAUCUCCAUGGUGACAGAGGUCAGAGGGUUCACCGACCCACAGAAGGAGCAGUACUUCAGGAAGAGGUUCAGCAAUGAGGCCGACACAAUCAUCUCCCACAUCAAGACGUCCAGAAGCCUCCACAUCAUGUGCUACAUGCCGAUCUUCUGCUGGAUCGCUGCCACAGUCCUGGAGCAUGUGUUGAAAAGUGGAGAGAGUGGAGAGCUGCCCACGACCCUGACUCAGCUGUACAGCUACUUCCUGGUGGUUCAGGCCAAAGUCAAGAAGAUCAAAUAUGAAGGAGGAUCUGGGACGGACCCACACUGGACUCCAGAGACCAGGAAGAUGGUGGAGUCUCUGGGAAAACUGGCCUUUGAGCAGCUGCAGAAAGGAAACCUGAUCUUCUACGAGAGUGACCUGAGCGAGUGUGGGCUGGACGCUGCAGAGGCCUCUUUGUACUCUGGACUGUUCACACAGGUCUUUAGAGAGGAGCCAGGCCUGUACCAGGACAAGGUCUACUGCUUCAUCCACUUGAGUGUUCAGGAGUUUCUGGCUGCUCUUCAUGUCCAUCUGACCUUCAUCAACAAUGGGAUCAACCUGCUCUCAAAAACAAAGAAGCCUUCAAAGUUCAGUAUGAAAAAAAAACUAAAGCAUCUUCACCAGACAGCUGUGGACGAGGCCUUACAGAGUCCAAAUGGACACCUGGAUCUGCUCCUCCGCUUCCUUGUGGGUCUUUCACUGUCGGCCAAUCAGAGCCUUCUACAAAGUCUUGGAACACAGACAGGAAGCAGCUCUCAGACCAAUCAGGAAACAGCUGAGUACAUUAAGAAGAAGCUGAGUGAGGAUGUGUCUGCAGAGAGGAGCAUCAACCUGCUCCACUGUCUGAAUGAACUGAAUGAGCGCUCUCUGGUGGAGCAGAUCCAACGGUACCUGAGGUCAGGAAGUCUGUCUGGAGAUAGACUGUCUCCUGCUGAGUGGUCAGCGCUGGGCUUCAUCCUGCUAUCAUCAGAAGAUCUAGACCAGUUUGAGCUGAAGAAAUACUCUGCUUCCGAGGAGGCUCUCCUGAGGCUGCUGUCAGUGGUCAAGGCUUCCAACAAAGCUCUCCUGAGCAGCUGUCACCUGUCAGAGAGAAGCUGUGAAGCUCUGUCCUCAGUCCUCAGCUCCUCUGGUCUGAGAGUCCUGGAUCUCAGUGACAACGAUGUGAAGGACUCAGGGGUGGAGAUGUUGUCUGCUGGACUGAAGAGUCGUCACUGUAAACUGGAAGACCUCAGACUGAGCAGCUGUCACCUGUCAGAGAAAAGCUGUGGCUCUCUGUCCUCAGUCCUCAAAUCCCACUCUGGUCUGAGAGUCCUGGAUCUCAGUGACAACGAUGUGAAGGACUCAGGGGUGGAGAUGUUGUCUGCUGGACUGAAGAGUCGUCACUGUAAACUGGAAGAGCUCAGACUGAGCAGCUGCCACCUGUCAGAGAAAAGCUGUGGCUCUCUGUCCUCAGUCCUCAAAUCCCACUCUGGUCUGAGAGUCCUGGACCUCAGUGACAACGACGUGAAGGAUUCAGGGGUGGAGAUGUUGUCUGCUGGUCUGAAGAGUCGUCACUGUAAACUGGAAGAGCUCAGUUUAUCCCGUUGUCUGGUCUCAGAGGAAGGCUGCGCUCCUCUGGCCUCAGCUCUGCAGUCCAAAUCCUCCCAUCUCAGAGAAUUGGACCUGAGCUACAACCAUCCAGGAGACACAGGAGUGAAGCUCCUGUCUGCGCUGCAGAGCGCCCCCUACUGCACACUGCACACCCUCAGACUGAAGCCGGCUGGAGCCUGGUACAUCAGUCCAGGGCCGAGGAGGUAUUUCUGUGAUCUGACUCUGGACGUGAACACAGCUCACAGAAGUCUCAAACUCUCCGACAACAAAAAGACGGUGAGACGAGUUAAAGAGGAGCAGCCAUAUCCAGAUGACCCGGACAGAUUUGAGGUCUGGGCCCAGAUUCUGUCCUCUGCUGAUCUGAUCGGCCGCUGUUUCUGGGAGGUGGAGUGGAGUGGAAGGGUGGACAUCUCAGUGUCUUACAGGGGAAUUGGAAGGAAAGGAAAGGGCAAUGACAGUUUGUUUGGAUACAACGAUCAGUCCUGGAGUCUGUCCUGCUCUGAACACGGCUUCUCUGUGUUUCACGAUAAAAAAGAAAGCUGCUUUCCCAACAUCAAGCCCUCGCCUUCAGGCAGAGUGGGAGUGUAUGUGGACUGUCCCGCUGGCACUUUGACCUUCUACACAGUCUCCUCUGACCGUGUGACUCACCUGUGCACCACCCACACCAUCCACACCAUCCACACCGCGUUCACUCAGCCUGUGCUCGCUGGAUUCACUCUCUGCUCUUAUGACUCCUCACUGUCUCUGUGUGUCCCGUCAGACUGACUGUUAAGAAGAGAACGCUCACUUUAAAGGUGGUCUAUGGAACUUUCAGGGGGUCCGCACUAUGAUUUUAAACAGCUCUACUUUAAAUGGAUCAAAUUACAGGUGGUUAUAAAGCUCCAAAAUACCUUGAAAAACAACAUUCUGACUGUGAGCGGGGUCGCCUCUCCACAGAACUGACCUUGUAAAUUGGUCUGGUUUGGUCUUCAUGAAAUAGAAAGGUUUAAAAUCAAAGUAUAAAAGCAUUUCAUGCCCUGUCGAUUUGAGCUCACUAGCGCUGCUGCGAAUGACACACGACCCCCAUGCAUUGUUACAGAUUAAAUGUUUCACUUUGUGGAAACCGUCUGACCUCAUUAGCAUUAGGAUUCGUUCCCUCGACGGUAGGCAGGUACUUUUUUAUUUAACCAAUCGCUGCUGUUUGGUCAUGACGUAUGUAAUGCUCCAAAUCCCGUAGGAAGAAGGACAAUCACGUCUUUCCCCUUGAUAAAAUUCAACAAACAUUCUCUUUGUUCUGACUUUAAAUCCUCGAUCUCGGGAAUCGUUGCCAACACAGAAUGUCUGUCUUCAUCUACAUCCAUCUCGACGCUUUGUUUACUGUUGUGCUGCAAAAGGGACCCAGACAUCAUGGCUUCACAGCUCUUCACUGAUUGGCCAACUUCCGAGGUUCUUGCAAACGUCUAGUGUAUUCCGAUUCCUGACUUAGUCGCUGGAGAGAAAUGAAAUUGAGUGGAAGCACUCGGUGGUGCCAGCCUGGUUAGUUGAUUUUAGUUCCUGAGGCAGAAGUGGAGUAACAAGAAACAUUUUAAGUGUAUUGAUUUUAUUGUAUGUUUUGACCAUUUAAGCAUCGACAUGUGCGAGUUAGAUUUGUGGCAGAAUACCUACGUUAGACGAUUGAAUAGUUUGGAUUUAAUAUUUGAUUUUAUUGUUUUCAUUUUCAUUACAUCGUAUUUUAUUUUGUUUCCAUAAGCAGAAAACAUUGUAACUUUGUUUAGAAAGGUGCUGCAUAAAUAAAAUAUCACUGUAUUAUAAUAGGAAAUUCACACUGUAGCCUUUGAUAUUUACUUAAUAUAAAGACUUCAGCCGUCUGAGAUGAAAGGCAAAGCUCUCGAUUUACUGUUCAGUUUGCGUUCCUCCCCUCACCUAUGGUCAUGAACUCUGGGUAAUGACCGAAAGGACGAGAUCAAGGAGACAAGCGGCCCAAAUGAGUUUCCUUCGCAGGGCGGCUGGGCGCU
This is a messenger RNA of Boleophthalmus pectinirostris (great blue-spotted mudskipper), 4502 nucleotides long. RefSeq names its product NACHT, LRR and PYD domains-containing protein 12-like. NCBI's taxonomy places the organism in Eukaryota, Metazoa, Chordata, Actinopteri, Gobiiformes, Gobiidae. The transcript is spliced from 8 exons. The record is from RefSeq and is a predicted model, not a curated record. The annotation marks the transcript as partial. Gene Ontology annotation, molecular function: protein binding.